Hemibagrus wyckioides is the source of this 1890-nucleotide messenger RNA. It is a transcript of the gene ckap4, whose product is annotated as cytoskeleton associated protein 4. The transcript has 2 exons. Lineage: Eukaryota; Metazoa; Chordata; Actinopteri; Siluriformes; Bagridae. The record is from RefSeq and is a predicted model, not a curated record. Bases 124 to 1659 code for a protein of 511 amino acids.
UUGUGUGCCACGGCUGCAGUAGCGGCCACGACGCGCUCCGUGAUACGCUGCAUCCACUCCAUAUAGACCCCGUGUAACAAAACCCGCACAAUCCUCUAGUCUGCAGAGCAAACCGGACAAGACAUGCCCUCCAAGAACAAAAACAAGAGCGACAAGCCCGCUGUUAACCCUCAGGAUGACACGGCGAAGAAAAUCCCCAAAGUCAGUAAAGCAGACAGUUCUGCAAACUCCAGAUCUGGCUCAGGAAAGCUGACCAAACUUCUGUCUGCAGUGUCUUACUUGGUUUUAGUAUCCGGAGCCGCUUUCGCCUCUUUCUACCUGCAAAGAGUGCUGACUGAAGUCAACCAGAUCCGCUCAGAAAGUGAAGAAGCCCUGCAGAAAAACUCCGAGGUGCUGCAGAAAGUAGAAAAUGCGCUCCAACAGGUGAAUUCUAUGAAGCUUUCUCUGGGGGGUCUGGAGGCUGCAGUGGGACGUACUCAGGCGGAACUAGAAGGCACUAAUCGAGCCAUAAUAAAGGGAGAAACAGAAACACGACGGGUUGAGGAAGUGCUCCAGAAACUCCAGAAUGAAAUCCUUCGUGACCUCUCUGAGGGCAUCCGGGAAGUGAAACAGGCACGGGAGCAUGAUUUCUCCUCCCUGGAGAAAACCCUGGAGGUGCGCCUGGCUGAACUAAGCCGCUCUAUCGCUGACAGUGUAGCCGAGUUCACUGGCGCUCAGGAAGAAGCUCAAGCACAGCUCAGUAAACUAAAAAUCAAACUGGAAGAACACAAUGAACCUGGUAAUCUCAAAGAUGAGCUUUUGUCCAUUACCACUGCUGUGGCUGGCCUCCACACUGCAAACGAGGUGGCAGAGGGCAACAUUGGUGUUCUCAGAGAACAGAUUGUGUCAGUCAGUUCAGAGCUGCAGACGAGGAACAAGGAGGUGGCCUCCUUGUCUGAGGAAAUUGAGUCACUUAGGUCUCUAGUUCAGACCACUGCUGGGUCAUUGAGGAAGGAGGUUUCAGAAUCACAGCCCAUUGUGCAGGUCAUGUCUGACCAGAUCCAGAGUGCAGUGGAUGAGCAGCUUCGCACCAACCAGGCCCUGCAGAGCCUCCAGACAGACCUGAGAGGAGAACUGUCUAAAACAGAGACAAGGGCAGAUGACAUGGAGGCCAGGCUGAAGGCCACAGAAGAAAGUUUAGAAGCAUUGGCAAACUCCGCCACAGAGCAGGCAAGCCGACUUGCGGCUUUUCUCUCCAAAUAUGAUUCUCAUGAGAGCUCAUUAGCUGCCCAGAGCCAGGUAGCCGAGAAGACGAGGCAGGCAUUCAAAGAAGAGCUGGGGGGAUUAAGAAGUAGCCUUGGGGAGCUCCAGGCCAGCAUAGAAGCUUUGGCUGACACUAAUACCAGGCUAGAAGAAAGGAUAGAUGAAGUUGUAGAAGAGAAAACAGCAGAAGAGGUAGCCAUGGAAGAAACAGUCACAGAGGAGGCAGUGGAGGAGGUAGUUGAGGAAGAGGAAGCAGCUGAGGAGGUAGUUGAGGAAGAGGCAACAGCAGAGGCGGUAGUUGAGGAAGAGGCAACAGCAGAGGAGGUAGUUGAGGAAGACUCACUAACAGAAGAGAUAUCUCAGGAGAAUAUUGGAGAUGAGGAAGUGCCACUUGAGGAGAAGGAAAACAUGCAGUGAGUAAUGCAAUCUAUAGUCGAAACCUGUAGGGGGUAAAAUAAGAUAUAGGAAAAGGACAGUCGAUGACUGUAAUUCUGUGAAUCUGAAAAAUAUACUUCCUGCACUGUUGUUCUUCUUGUAUUUUUUUCCACGAACUUAUUUUCAUACGGACGUCUUCCAAUCCCAGCUGCUCUGAAUGUUUUGAAUGUGUCAUGAGUGUUCAGUUUUCCAGUAAAAUAUUUAAAACCUAAA